Messenger RNA from Colias croceus (clouded yellow), 3231 nucleotides. It is a transcript of the gene ball, whose product is annotated as serine/threonine-protein kinase VRK1. NCBI's taxonomy places the organism in Eukaryota, Metazoa, Arthropoda, Insecta, Lepidoptera, Pieridae. The record is from RefSeq and is a predicted model, not a curated record. Gene Ontology annotation, biological process: signal transduction; peptidyl-serine phosphorylation. Gene Ontology annotation, cellular component: nucleus; cytoplasm. Bases 170 to 1777 code for a protein of 535 amino acids. Gene Ontology annotation, molecular function: protein serine/threonine kinase activity; ATP binding. The transcript has 6 exons.
ACACUCAAAAUAGAAAACGACGCUUGAUUCAAUUAUUUCAAGAAUUGCUUUUGUGUAUGUUUUAUAAAAUAUUUUUAUUGGAAAAGAUCAUUGUAUAAUUUUAAUAUUAACAUAGUGAUAAAUGUGAUACUAAACAUAUUUUAAUUAGAUACCCUUUAACAUAGAUAUAAUGAGUGGAAGAGGGAAAAAAGCGGCAGCGCCGAAGAAAAAAGCUAAUGGCUAUAAAAUGCCUGCUCCCAUACCCUCAGGGGAGGUAAUUCACGACACAAUAGGAAAGAAGAAAUGGAGAAUCGGGCCUUCUAUAGGUGUUGGUGGUUUUGGUGAAAUAUACUCUGCGUGCGACCACGAAGCUUCGCCUAAAAAAGGCACUAACUAUCCAUUUGUUGUAAAGAUUGAACCACACGAAAACGGUCCAUUGUUUGUUGAAAAGCAUUUUUAUAUUAGAAACGCCAAUAAAGAUGAUAUUGCUAAAUUCAUGAAGGAGAAAAAAUUAUCCACAUUUGGAAUGCCCAGUUACUAUGGAAAUGGUUCUCAUAAUUUCAAAGGUGAGAAGUACAGAUACCUGGUACUUGAGAGGUAUGGAAAGGAUUUGUGGACAUUGUUCAAGGACUCGGGCAGAUCAUUUCCACCUACUACAGUCUUCCAAAUAGGCCUUCAAAUGUUAGACGUCUUAGAAUACAUACACACCAAGGGUUAUGUUCAUGCUGAUAUAAAAGGAGCUAAUAUUCUACUAGGUCUUAAGAAAGGGACAGAGAACCAAGCAUAUCUAGUGGACUUUGGAUUAGCUACGAGAGUUAAUGAAAAGGAGUUUAAACCUGAUCCAAAAUGUGCUCAUAAUGGAACUAUUGAGUAUACAAGCAGGGAUGCACAUUUAGGAGUGGCAACAAUGCGAGGGGACCUGGAGAUCUUAGGCUACAACAUGCUGCAGUGGAUCGUGGGAGAGCUCCCAUGGGAGAAAUCGCUGCAGCAGCCCAAAAAGGUGCAGGCUAUGAAGGAGGACUUCUUGAAAAAUGUUAGGAGCGAGGUCAACAAGCUGAGUUCUAAUGUGCCUGAAGCGUUAAUCAAAUUCUUUGAAUACAUAAACUCUUUAAAACCAAAAGAUAGUGUUGACUAUACAAAAUGUCGGCAGUUAUUCGAGGCCUACCUCAAAAAGGAAGGAAAAACGAAAACCAGCAAACUAGAGUUUACUUCAACUAAUAAAAAGAAAGGAAACAAAUUACAAUCAGGGGAUCAGGAGUCUGAUGAGGAACAAGUUGUGCCAAAGAAACGAGUACCCAAACAAAAUGGAGAACUAAAACCGAAACGAACAAAAAAAGCGCAGAAAUUAGACGACACAGAGAACACGGAGCCUGAUAAAAACACGAGUAUCACAAAGAAAAGGAAAUCCUUAGAGCCUUCAUAUGUUGUUAAAGUAAAGAAAAUUAAAAUAGCACCAAAGGCGACUCCACCUGUAAAGAAAAAUCAUGCGAACAUUGCGACGCAAACAUCUGGAAACAGGAGUAAAAGGAGUCCGCGACAAGUCACUUUCGACAGCCCUAUAUGUGAAAUGAUUGGUGAAAAAACAUUAAAAAAUAAUAGUGUUAACUCCAGUGGUGAUAUUUUCGAUGAUUCCUUCACGAUUGAGGAGAAAAAAGUUAGGCCAAAGCGUAGAUUGCUCUCCGAUAAAGAAGUGACAGUCAAGAGGGUGGUUAAAAGGAAAGUGACAACUGUGAAACCGAAAGGAAAGUCGUGGAAAGACAGCCCUGCUGUAGUUAAUGGACGCUCACCACCUAAGUAGGUGCCAUAUGUAACACUAAAGUUAACUUUUAGGAUAGUAGGUACUUUGAUUACAAACCUGUUAUUAUGAAUUAAUUUACUGUAAUGUUUUGAUUUUAGCAUAAUUGUCAUAAUUUACAAGUAUUUAGUAAGAUAUUUGUUUUUAAUUCAAUUAUGUUUCUGUACAUUCUGUUACACUGUAAAGUUUAGUUAUUGUGGAGUUGUUCAUACUGGAUUAUAUGCACAUAUAGUACAAUUGAUUUGCCAUAGUUACCCACCCAGUGGAUUGAGGAAUAAUUUAUUAGUUUUCGUUUAUAUGUGUUUUUGUUAUUCUGUUGUUGUGAACUAAUGCUGUCUCUGUAAGUAAUUAAAAAUAAAAUUCUUAUUAUGAUGUGGUUCGUGAGUAGCCUAGAUGGCGCAGGCGUUGCUGUCAUGCGAAAGACGCGGGUUCGAAUCCCGUCUCACGAUUAGAAAUACUAUUUUAUAAUACUUUGGUGUUGGGUAGUAGCUUAUUUAACAUUUUUUGCUCACUUUCUAAAGAUUUAAAAAUAUCAAAGAUAAAUAAUUAAUAUUUUGUACUUGUAUUAGAUGCAAUUAAUUGUUAUAUUUAUAUUAUUUACACAUACCAGUGGUAUGUAACAUUGGUUGAACCUAUUUCGAUAAAAUUAGUUUUAAAUAUUACAACAGUAACUUAUUCCUCAAUCUUGAGUUCCGUACUUAUACUUUAAAACACUUAAGAGUCAUAGCUCCAAUGUCAAUGUAUUGUAUUUUAAUUAUUAGUAAUGUAUUUAUAUUUAUAGUGUAAAUGUACCUUUAAUAGCGAGUGAGUUGAGUGUUGCAUGAUUGAAUUGUAAGAAUUAGUUCCUUUUAGAAAGACAAUAACAUUUGCUAAAGUAGCAUUUUGAAUUUAUAUAAUUUUUAAUAAAAACAUCGUUUUUAGCACAAUUUGUGUAUUGAGUGACUGAAAAUCUGUAUACUACAAUAUCUUCCCAGAUUUUUGAUAAACCCACCUGCAAGUAUGAACUGUGAAACAAUUACCACCACAAUUCCCUCUCCUGUUAUACUAGAUAAUAAUAAUACAAACAGAAAUAAAGUUCUUAAAUUUUUUGUAUUAUUCUAUUAUUAACAUUUACAUGUAUAAGCACGAAUUUGAUACUAUCACUAAUACAUACAUAUCUUAUCGAAGUUUUGUUGUAUUAUAUAUUUUUUUAACAAUCUUAACCAUACUAAUCAAUAAUUUUAUUGGCAAUUAUUUUAAAUGAAGAGACAAUUAAUUGUUUUCUUUCACUAAUUUCGAUGAAAAUGUGACUGUGUUGAACAUUGAUUGUACAGGAUUGUUAUAAAAAUGUUUGUGUUACUGUUGAGGAUAUAAUCAAGACUGUUGUUUUGCAUUCAAAUGUAACUUAAUUAUUGAAUUGAAUUGCUGUUGAUUUUGUAUGUUAUUGUAAAAAAUUAAAUAACAUUUGUAUGAUGAAA